AUGGCCAUUAGUCAUAAAUUUGUCGAGUGUGUUAAUUUCCUAGAGAGACAGAAUAUUAUUUUGUGGAAGAAAGGAACAUACUGUUUUUGCUAUUGUGAUGAGAGGAGAUUAGGUGAUAUCAUUAUACAAGUGCAGUUUCAGAUUUUAUUUUUCAUAACUUUUGCUCAUCUUAGUCUUAUUACUACUUCUACUUCUGGACUUGAGCAGUCAAAAUGCGCUAUUGCACCAGUUGUGAUGGAUGAAGAUGCUGAUCAAAAGAGUACAAGGAAGGAAGAAACUAUGUCCAGUCACGAAAAACAUAUUCCAAAACCAGUUCCAAACUCUCAAGGAGAUAACAAAUACGCUGGCAUAGUUAACUGGAAAAGUGGAGAAAUAGUUGCGCCUGAUGUUCCUGCUGAUAAGAACACCUCUGGGGAAGUAAAUUCAGAAGCUUCCAUGACAACUGAUGAUGUUAUACGAGCCGGAGGGUUUGGAGCUAGAGAUGAUAUAAAUAGCUUUCUUCCUGUUGCAAGUGAUUCAACCGAUUUUGAAGAAUCUAUUCUUGAAGCUAGAAACUAUGAAGAACCACAGGGAGAAGUACGCAGACCUGGUCUAGGCUGGAAGCAAUCAGCAGAAGAAGAUUAGCUCGUUUGAUCCUAAUGUAGUGAGUCGCUGUUAACUUUUGCUCACCUUAGUUGUUUUUAAUACUUUGUUGUGCGCGCUGUCACAUGGCACAUUAGGUUUCUUUCGUUUGUCUUAUUUUCAUAUUUUGCUUUUGUUCUCUUGUACAGUCUAGGACCAAACAUGUUAUUUCUAUAUGCCCGUAGAAAUGACUGAAAUUAAGAAUAACCUAUCUAAAGGAUUUGCUUAAGAUAACUUGCUGUAAUGUUAUUGAUACAAGUCCUUUCACAA
Messenger RNA from Mercurialis annua (annual mercury), 891 nucleotides. RefSeq lists its product as uncharacterized. The transcript has 6 exons. Lineage: Eukaryota; Viridiplantae; Streptophyta; Magnoliopsida; Malpighiales; Euphorbiaceae. Bases 1 to 624 code for a protein of 207 amino acids. The record is from RefSeq and is a predicted model, not a curated record.